GUUUGUCAUCAGUUCCAAGCGUUCUGCUUAGGGGAAAAUAUACUUGCUGGAUAUAUAUUUUUGAGUAGGAGAGCCAAAAGGCAAGAUCCAAACAAAACAAAAGCCAGCCAACCAGAAAUCCCACGAGAACCAGAAAAAAUAAACAAGUCCCACGAUUUUCACCACCAGACGAAAGCCUGUAGAGAUCAGAGCAGCCAUGAGCGAGUUGGCCAAACUGGAGGACCAGGAGCAGGAGCUCGACCUGCUCGACUACGACAUUGACUUGGAGGAGGAGGAUCCCCGGACCUCGGCGGCCCCGCCGGCCAAGCAGCAGAAGGAGGAGCGCGUCAGGAGCGCCAGGUCCAACCAGCUCUUCAGCAAGGCCAUCAAGAAGGUGACCAAGGUGCAGCGCAUGCUGGAGCAGGCGGUCGUCCUGCUGGCCGAGGAGGAGGAGAAGGAGAAGCAGGCCGGCGGCCAGGGUGCCAGCUCCAAGAAGGAGAAGAGGAAGGCCAAGAAGCAGGCCAAGAAGCAGCUGAAGCAGGCCAAGAAGGACAAGAAAAAGGAAAAGAAGCAGAAGAAGCAGCAGGAGGAGGCGAUCGAAGUCGAUCUGCUGGACGACGACUUGGAAGGGGACUUCCAGACCACCAAGGCUCCUCGCUCUCGCUCUUCCAGCGUCAGCUCCACCAGUUCCAGUAGCUCCUCCAGCUCCAGCUCGAGCUCUAGCUCCAGCUCCAGCUCCUCGAGCUCCAGCGACUCCUCCGAGGAUGAUCUGGACUACAUCUACGGCUGGGGUCGUAAUCCCUGGCGGCGUCAUGGUCGUAGGCAUGGCCAUGGCCACGGUCACGGCCACAAGCAUGGCCAUGGACACGGACAUGGCCAUGGUCGCCGACAUGGCAAAGGACACGGACCCCACGGGCACCAUGGUCGCCAUGGUCGUCAUGGCCACCACCAUGUGAGGCCCCAUCACUUCGGACCCCAUCACUUCGGGCCCCAUCACUUUGGCCCCCAUCACUUUGGACCGCGACACUUUGGGCCCCACCCCUUUGGACCACACCGCUUUGGUCCCGAGUUCGAUCGCUGGCUGGAUGCCUGCCCCGAUCAGAUGCAGUUUUUUCGGUGGAUGGGCCUGCCGUGGGCCCUGGCACAAAUCGCGGACCCACGCCGGAGGUGCCGGUCGCUUUCUAGAUCGCACUUUGGGCAUCACGGAGAUCACGGACUCGAUUGCCGUGGAUUCCACGGACACGGACACGGAGACGGACACGGACACGGACAUAGCCACAAGAGUCGAUUACAUGAUCGUCGAGUGAGGCGCCAGUCCUCCUCCUCCUCCAGUUCCUCGUCCAGUUCUAGUUCGGAGAGCGAGGCAGAGAACCGCAAGAAGCACAAACAUCCUCGCAAGAAGAGCCACAAGCGAUCCCGUUCAUCCUCGAGCUCCAGCUCCAGCUCUAGUUCAAGUUCGGGAGCAGAUACGAAAUGCGACAGGAAAAAGGACAAGAAGUCGAAGGACGACCCCAGGGGCAGUCGCUGGCAUGGCCACCAUGGUCAUGGGCCCCAUAGACGUGGACCCCACGGACAUGGGCCUCAUCAUCAUCAUGGUCCUCCCGGACCGCAUCACCACGGUGGUCCAUUUGGACCCCAUCACCAUGGUGGUCCCUUCGGACCUCAUCACCAUGGAGGUCCCUUCGGACCCCACGAUGGCACAUUUGGAUCGCGACAUGGCCCCCAGUUGGAUAUGCGCCCCACCUACGUUGAAACCCCAUGGUCCCCAUCAUUCCUAAGACCAAACAGCGAAGGACGCUUCGCCGGACGCCGCGGGUCGCGCCAAGAGGAGGAGCCCGAAAGCUGCCGUUCCAAGUCGCAGCAAAGGUGCGAGAGGGGUGGCGAGUCGCAGGGCGAGGAGAAAUGCAAGAAGGGCAAGGGCAAGGGCAAGGACAAGCUGCACCACCAUGGAAAGCACUAAGCUCCUCCUCCGAGAGGCCCACGCCAAUAUUCCUACUACGAUAUCCAAAACUAUUAUCCUCAAUGCAUUUUAACCUUUAGAAUCCUAAUCUUUGUAUACCAAAAGCUUUAUUAGUUUGUAGAAACCAAAACUGUAUACCCACUGCACAAAUAAAUACACUAAACACACUA
Drosophila ananassae is the source of this 2109-nucleotide messenger RNA. Its product is annotated as histidine-rich glycoprotein. The transcript has 2 exons. The record is from RefSeq and is a predicted model, not a curated record. The coding region runs from base 197 to 1939 and encodes 580 amino acids. Lineage: Eukaryota; Metazoa; Arthropoda; Insecta; Diptera; Drosophilidae.